AUGGAUGCAACUAUGAGCACUGAUAAUAAUUAUAAUAUUCGUAAAGAUGCAAUCUGUUUAAAGUCCUUGAUGAUUACUGAAGAAGAAUGGAACAUUCUUGAGGAAUUGACUAUACUUUUGGUCCCUUUUGCUGAAAUUACAGAAUUGCUUGGUGGCAGUAAUUAUUCUAUACUUAGUUUUAUGUGGCUAGCUAUUAUUACUCUUACUAGAAAAUGUGAACCAUUGUUAACAAGUAUAAAUGAAGAACUUGAUUUAAUAAAUAUGUUAACUGUGUUUGAAGAAGAGGAGGAGAAUAUAGUCGAUUUAGAUGAAGAAUUAGAAAUAAUUGUUACAGCUAAUGGAGAUAAGUUCAAAAUUAAUCAACCUCAAAAUACAGAAGGUCUAGUAGAUAAAGAUACACCUAUUGAUAGUUCUUUAAUUGCAAUAUUACUUGAUCCGCGUUAUAAAUCUAUGAAAAAAUUAGAUAGUUGGGAACGUAAUAAGGCUAUUAAUGUUCUGCGAGAUAAAUACAAUUCACUUAGUACUGGGAAUAAAACUGUUACUAACUUAGUGAAUGUAGAUCAAAAUGAGAAUCAGAUAAAUCUUUUUUCAAAAAUAUUUGG
This is a messenger RNA of Scutellospora calospora, 602 nucleotides long. The record is from the annotation of a GenBank genome assembly. Lineage: Eukaryota; Fungi; Glomeromycota; Glomeromycetes; Diversisporales; Gigasporaceae.